Molecule: messenger RNA, 927 nt
Organism: Phytophthora nicotianae INRA-310
Lineage: Eukaryota; Oomycota; Peronosporomycetes; Peronosporales; Peronosporaceae
Exons: 2
Coding region: 1-876 (291 amino acids)
Molecular function (GO): oxidoreductase activity
Source: RefSeq, a predicted model, not a curated record
AUGACUCCUGUUCCUCCCGAUGCGAAGGUGUGGCUCGUGACAGGCUGCGCCUCUGGCUUGGGGCGUGAGGUGGUGCUGGCUGCCCUGGCGCAUGGAGACUGCGUGAUCGCCACGGCUCGCAACCCGGAGCGACUGGCUGAUCUCGAGAAGAAAGGCGCUCGGACGCUGGCGCUGGAUGUGACCGCCAGCCAAGACGAACUGAACGCGGUGGCGGCCCAUGCGCUGGGCAUGUAUGGAACUAUCGACGUGCUAGUGAAUAACGCGGCGUAUCUGCUUGAAGGCGCCAUCGAAGAGUGCAGUGAGCAAGAGGUGCUGGACCAGUACAACACCAAUGUCUUCGGUAUGCUGCGCGUCCUGCGUGCUGUAUUGCCACAUAUGCGCGAGAAGCGCUCGGGUGUUGUAGCCAAUGUGGGAUCGGCUGGUGGUUGGAAGGGGAUCCCCGGCAUUGGACUCUACGGAUCGACCAAGUUUGCCAUUGCUGGUAUCACGUUGGCUCUUCGCGAGGAAAUGGCUCCACUCGGCAUUGAAGUGACGGUCGUGGAGCCUGGAGCCUUUCGUACGUCCAUCUUGGGCAAGGGUUUCAUUCCUGCGAAGACUCCGAUCAAGGACUUUGCACCGCUCACGCAGCCGCUGACAACGCACGUUGCUAACUUCAGUGGCAAGCAACCAGGAGACCCCGCCAAGGCCGCGCAGCUCAUGGUCGAGGCGUUGACCAAGACUGGACGCUGUAAGGGUAAGGCAUUGCCUAGUAGACUUCUUCUUGGCAAGGAUGCCGUGAAGCUUGGACAGGGCGUACUAGAGCAGAACAAACGAGAGCUGGAUGAGUGGGCAGAGCUGUCGGGGUCGACAGACUUCGCGGACAGCUGCAAGCCGUAGAUUCGUCCUCAUUAGAGUUAAUAAACAGUCGAGUUUAAAGUGUUCACAGAG